UCUGUGUGAAAGAUGGCUGGAAAUUCAAUCCUGCUGGCUGCUGUCUCUGUCCUCUCUGCCUGUCAGCAAAAUUAUUUUGCUUUGCAAGUCGGAAGGGCAAGACUGAAACACAAAGUGACACCCCCUGCGGUUACUGGGUCGCCAGAGUUUGAGAGAGUGUUUCGUGCACAACAAAACUGCGUGGAGUUUUAUCCUAUAUUCAUGAUUACAUUGUGGAUGGCUGGAUGGUAUUUCAACCAAGUUUUUGCAGCUUGUCUGGGUCUGGUGUACAUUUACGCCCGUCACCUAUACUUUUGGGGAUAUUCAGCAGCUGCUAAAAAAAGGGUCACCGGUUUCUACUUGAGUCUGGGGAUGUUGGCCUUGCUGACUGUCCUAGGAGCCCUGGGAGUUGCAAACAGCUUUCUGGAUGAAUACCUGGACCUCAAUGUCGCCAAGAAACUGAGGCGGCACUUCUAAUUUUUUCUCCUCCCUUUACUUUUGUAUUUGCAGAAGAUGUUCCCAUCCUGAAGGGACUAUGGUGUCAUUUGUUAAAUAAAAAAACACAUAAAGGUCUUUAGUCUGUUUUUCUUGAAA
Molecule: messenger RNA, 573 nt
Organism: Carlito syrichta (Philippine tarsier)
Lineage: Eukaryota; Metazoa; Chordata; Mammalia; Primates; Tarsiidae
Gene: MGST2
Product: microsomal glutathione S-transferase 2
Exons: 5
Coding region: 13-456 (147 amino acids)
Biological process (GO): leukotriene biosynthetic process
Cellular component (GO): nuclear envelope; membrane; endoplasmic reticulum
Molecular function (GO): glutathione transferase activity; glutathione peroxidase activity; leukotriene-C4 synthase activity
Source: RefSeq, a predicted model, not a curated record